Molecule: messenger RNA, 309 nt
Organism: Eufriesea mexicana
Lineage: Eukaryota; Metazoa; Arthropoda; Insecta; Hymenoptera; Apidae
Gene: Dpm3
Product: Dolichyl-phosphate mannosyltransferase subunit 3
Exons: 2
Coding region: 1-309 (102 amino acids)
Biological process (GO): GPI anchor biosynthetic process
Cellular component (GO): endoplasmic reticulum membrane; dolichol-phosphate-mannose synthase complex
Source: RefSeq, a predicted model, not a curated record
AUGACAAAACUAAUGGAAUGGCUUUUAUUUGCUGCUUUAUUUUUUAGUAUAUGGAUUGCUGCAAUUACUGAAAGUGCCAAUUUACCCUUUAUCACUAAAUGGAAACAAAUUAUUCUUUUUCUUCCACUUAUUGCUUUAUUUCUAUGUAGUUUAUAUGCAGCUAUUACUAUUUUAUAUAGAGUUUUUACAUUUAACAAUUGUGAAAAUGCAGCCAUUGAAUUACAGGAACAAAUAGAGGAAGCUAAAAAAGACCUUCAGAAUAAAGGUGUGGUUUUGAAGACUUUAACUUUUAAAAGACAAACAAAUUGA